Messenger RNA from Sphaeroforma arctica JP610, 1480 nucleotides. RefSeq lists its product as hypothetical. The coding region runs from base 14 to 1087 and encodes 357 amino acids. The record is from RefSeq and is a predicted model, not a curated record. The transcript has 3 exons. Lineage: Eukaryota; Ichthyosporea; Ichthyophonida.
CAGCGUUACUGAUAUGAACACCGGCACAGCUCUGAAAGAACCGCUGGUGCAGACCAUAUACGGUUCAACAUACUCGUACGAUGGGGACCCUCGGCGUAUUGAAUUAGGUGCGUUUGAGUUUGGAUCGAGCGCCCUGGAGUGCUUUUUCGUUGUUGCCAAGGCUUAUCUGGCCGCAGAAUACGGACUGGUCACGCGUGUGCGUUAUGGCGGCGGUAGUGGUGCGGUGGGGAGGUUUUUACUAGAAAAUGUUUCUUGGGAUGCCGAUACGCGCCGAUUAAGCGCGACACACACGUGGGAGAAUAUGACCGCAAAUGCCAAAGAUGAGGAAAAUGCCACAGAUAUAAGUCCACCACAGACAGUGUGGGAGUUCGAUGUUGUUUUCGCCAUGGGGCUGGAGACGACCGAAUGCGCACACAUCACAUCUCAUGUAUGCGAUGGUACCAGUGGGGACGAUGCUGUGGAUAGGAGCGAGCAGAACACAACACACACCAGCAGCUCACACACACACACACACAGAGACACAGACAGAAUACACUCUAGCACCACAGAAACCGACACCAACCAAGUACUUCCUGAAAGGGCACAUACACACACACACACUGUGGUAGGUGGAAAGGGCAGGUGUAGGGGGCGCUGCAGGGGACGUGCGCGUGCGACGGCACUUCAUCUGGACCACUUAUAUCGGUUGAGAGACCCGCCUAGCACCAUCUGGGGGUGUGUGUAUGGGCAAUUCGACACUAUCGGGAUGGCCUCCUAUCAUUUCGAUCAUCCAGGUGCUGAGGGCAGUUAUAUCUCGUAUGAAGAAGCACCGGCUGCUUGGCAAUUGGAUGAUGGCAGCAGACCACCCCACAGAAAGCUAUUUUUAGAUCCGGUGUAUGACUCUGACAGGAAAGUCUUCACCGCAACGGUUGAAUGGGAUACCGGAUUCAAUGGAGACACCAAAUGGGAAUACACCAUUGCGUUUGCCGAUGACUUUCGCACUGUGGUAGCGGGUGCGGUGGAGAGAUAUGGACUCGACGGUAAACUGAUAGGCGAGACACUGUUCAAUCAGCAACUGUACUACAGGCUGUGCUACGACGAGAUGUGAGAGAAGUGUAUUGUAUUGUAUUGCAUGUGCGAAUAAUGUGUUAAUGAAGCCCAUUCCAACUAAAGACUGCUAUACGAACUGCGCUAUGAGGUGAAGUGGGAGGAUUAGUUUGUAUUGUAUGUGCAAAUGAAGCCCAUUCCAACUGAAGACAGCUACGCGAACUGAUCUAUGAGGAGAUGUGAGAGGAUUAUAUCGCAUUGCAUGUGCGAAUAAUGUGCAAAUGAAGCACAUUCCAACUGAAGAAAAUGAAGCACAUUCCAACUGAAGACUGCUUUACUAACUGUGCUAUGAGAUAGGUUUGUUUCUAUUUACUACAAAUACAAAUAAAGGACACUUCAGUCUGUAACUGUUCUGCCUCACCUGCUAUGACUAGACAGCAGGUGAUCCGUAUGG